UAAAAAGGUGCAAAGCACCACACUUGACCCUCGAGACCAAAUCGACAGCGUUGCGUUUCUUGCCCUAAUUCAAGUUCCCUCGCCGAUACCCGAACAGAAGAAGGGCAUGGCAAUAUUCAAUGAAUGUGAAUGCCCUAAUUAUCAUUUAAAUGCAGAGUGUGAGUGCUUUGGAGAUUGUGGUGUUGAUACUUUUUUUGGAACUUCAGGCAGUUGGCAUUUGUCGAGUAGGCAAUUGCUUGUAUUCGGAUUUGAACAUUGUGAAUUAGAACAUGUCGAGUAAGAAAGAAGAGAAAGCUCAAGCUGCAGCGGAGAGGAUCAAGGCUGCAGCCAUGAGUGCUGCAAAAGGUCUUAGUCGAGCUCAGGCUGAAAGGGCGGCUGCUGCAGCUGCUCGGAAUGUUAAUGCUUAUGGGCAGAAGGAAGAAGGACCCAGCAGAUGGCAGGAGAAAAGGGAAGCCAAGAGACAGAUGUAUUUGAUGAGUACUGAAAAGGCUGUGAGAUUGGGUGAACGGAAAGACCUCAAGUCAAAUGUAUCUACUGUUGGUGGUGCAGCUUCACAAUGCCAGAAGUGUUACCAACCUGGGCAUUGGACAUAUGAAUGCAAGAAUGAACGUGUUUACAUCUCGCGACCGUCUAGGACCCAGCAACUCAAAAAUCCUAAACUGAAGAUGAAGGUUGAAAUAUCGUAUGAUUUGGACGGUCCAGAAAUCAAGGAAGAGAAGAGUGAAAAGCAGCCAAAAAUAAGCAAGAGGAAGCAUCGGUCAGCUUCUGAUUCUGGCAGCGAUAGCGAGGCUUCAGUUUUUGAGACUGAUAGUGGGGCAUCAUCAGUUACUGGAUCUGACUCUUCUUCGGAGGAGAGUAGUUCAGAUUACAGUUCAUCUUCUGACUCAGAGGGGGACAGGAGGCGCCAAAGGAAGAAAAAGAAGCAAAAGAUGGCAAGGCGUAGAAGAAGGUACAGCUCAUCAUCUGAAUCUUCUGAUUCUGAGUCAGUUUCCGAAUCUGAUUCUGAUGAUAGGAGGAGCCGGAAGAAGAGCAAGAGGCACAGCAGAAAGCAUUAAAUGAGGUGAUCGAGCAGCAUAGUGAAGAGUAGUUGUGUAUUUGGUUCAACAUGUGUCGUGUUUCGAUUUAGUUCAGUUGUGAUUUUGAGGCGUCCUAAAGGAUUUUCCGUGUUGCGAAUUUAGACCAAAAUAAUCUUUGUAGGUGUUUCCUUGCGAUAUCUUUCUUCUCGCUCUUGCAGUAUUUGAACUUGUACCGUACUUUGCCGUGGCUGUUUCUAUAGAUCAAGAUUUUCUUUGGUAUCCAUUAUUGUUCUUCAAAAACUAAGUUGGUUUGACGAUGGAAGCCUGCGUUUUUGUUUGAAAUGUUGUUUCUUUGUGAGAGCGAGUUGAUUGUACCACUGGCUAUCGGCAUAUGCCCAAAUGAGUGUUUCGUAACA
This is a messenger RNA of Malus domestica (apple), 1432 nucleotides long. RefSeq lists its product as uncharacterized. The record is from RefSeq and is a predicted model, not a curated record. NCBI's taxonomy places the organism in Eukaryota, Viridiplantae, Streptophyta, Magnoliopsida, Rosales, Rosaceae. Gene Ontology annotation, molecular function: zinc ion binding; nucleic acid binding.